Trypanosoma cruzi is the source of this 418-nucleotide messenger RNA. RefSeq names its product trans-sialidase, putative. Lineage: Eukaryota; Euglenozoa; Kinetoplastea; Trypanosomatida; Trypanosomatidae. The record is from RefSeq and is a predicted model, not a curated record. The transcript has a single exon. The annotation marks the transcript as partial.
AUGCUCUCACGUGUUGCUGCAGUGAAGGCACCCCGCACACACAACCGUCGCCGCGUGACCGGAUCCAGCGGAAGGAGGAGGGAAGGAAGAGAGAGUGAGCGGCAGAGGCCCAACAUGUCCCGGCGUGUGUUUGCUUCCGCGGUGCUUCUUCUCGUUCUGAUUAUGUGCUGUAGGAUUGUAGCUGCAGCCGUUGAUGGAAGUAGUGGGGAAGGGAAGGCCGUUGAUCCUUUUCAGGGAACGACACCGCCGCCCUAUAAAUGGCAAGAAAUGACUGGAUCUGAGGCGGCAGCCGGCUCGCUUUGUGUACCCAGCCUUGCUGAGGUGGCCGGCGGUGUGUUUGCCGUUGCUGAAGCUCAGCGCAGUGAAAGGGACGAAGCCUGCGGCCAUGCUGCGAAUGCAACAACGCACAUGAGACGGC